Molecule: messenger RNA, 1878 nt
Organism: Brienomyrus brachyistius
Lineage: Eukaryota; Metazoa; Chordata; Actinopteri; Osteoglossiformes; Mormyridae
Product: transmembrane protein 221-like
Exons: 3
Coding region: 198-1103 (301 amino acids)
Source: RefSeq, a predicted model, not a curated record
CCCUGGCAUCCGCUGCGCUUAGCGUUUUUAAGGGACACGUGAAUCCAUUAAAGCAUCUGAAUGUUGUUAAUGGUAAACCGUAUUUCGACAGAAAAACAAAUCGGUAAAGAGAGCUUUGCUGAAGUACAAAUAUUUAUCAUUUUAACAGAAAAAGUUCUUCGAAGGAGACUAGAAGAAACUUAUCCCACCUCAGGAAAAUGGCGUGUACCUACAGCGAGCGAUCUCUAAUCGUACUGGCAUUUUUGGGGAUUCUCUCUAUAGUUAUGUCCUUAUUGUCAGUCAUCCUGAUUUUUCAACUGCAAUCGCAUUACGCGGGAAUUAAGGAUAAUGCUGCACAGUCGUCGGUUUUUCCCACGGAAGUUUUGGCUGCGCUUAUGCCGGUAUCCGCGGUGCUCUCGGCCUUAUCUCUGAUGCUCAACCUCAGUUCUGUGGUGGUCUGCCUGCUUCACAGCUACUUCACUGCCGACAUUUGCAGAGAUGAGGAGAAUACCGGCAGAGCGGACUGGUUUCUGUUGGACAGCAGGGCCGUCCGGCAUGUGGCCAUUGGACUCUUUUGCCUCGGUGUCUCUGUAUUCCUGGCAGCCAUGUCCAUCUACAUGCUGCUGGUGUUCGAGAUGGAGACGGGCAUCGCCAGCGCCUGCGUCCUAGCAUGUGGCAUCCUGCUGCUGCUUGCCGCUGUGUCGCACUCCUUAGUGUGCGCGGCGAACACGGCCAGGCAGUACCACGGCGACCUCCCUGACACCAUGUACCGGAACGAGCAUGACGACACCCCCGGCAUCCACGCCUCUGAUGUCAACGUGGGAGGCGAACCCAAGCAGCACCGCCGCCGUCCCAGCCUCCAGCGCCAGCUCUCCUACCCGCCCUGCGCCGACCCCAAGCCACUCAAGCACCAGUACUCACCGUCCGGUAUCGCCCAGAGCCGUGGCAGCGAUAAAGAGGGCUACAGCAGCGCUGUGAGUGUUCCCAGGAUGCACCGCACCCUGUCGGCCGAGUCCGGGCUGCUGCAGACCCAGUCCAAGCCCUGGAACGGAGUCAACAGCGAGAUGAGGACUGUGCUAGCACGGAAGACAGGAGGUGCGGGCAAGGACUCCACUCUGGUGUGACCUGGGCCGACCCUGCAAGCGGCACAUCCAGGAAACACGCCACGUCUGAGUUUCGUGUUGGCUGGCUAGGGCAUCUUCAGUGACACUCUAACCGGUAUUCCCUGAACUCUUGGAAGUUUGUUUACACCUGAUGAAACUCCAUUUCAACUCUACAACUGUUGGGCAACUAAAUUCCUAUCGACAUACUCUAAUCGCCUUGAGGUAUACAGUUAAUUGUCUGUCGAACAGGACGAUUGGCAAACAUUUCCAGUGAAGUUCUUCUUUUGGGAUGUUACUGCGAGGCUCUUCUACUGCGAGUAGAAGUGAAAAAUGCAUAGAAGGAUGAUUCUUUUAUUGUAUUAAAGUGGCCGCGCAUUUAACGAGCCAGACUACAAAGGUGUUUGUCAAUAACUAUUUCCAAUAGUUGGAGAACACGAUGUGUGUGCUGAUUAAAUCAGGGCCUGCCUCUUGCCUUAUUUUGAUAUACUGUGGGAACAAUAAUUGUCGGAAUGAUUACACUUAAAAAGUAAGAAGUAUUAAUAAUAGUGUUAAGGUUUUCCUUUUUCAGUAAAAAUUGUUGUUCUGCUGUACUGAGCUCUGCUUUAUUUUAAUGUAAAUCAUGUAGAUGAACUUGAAGGCACUAUUUAAGUAGCAAAAAGUAAGUUCAUAGUUAGCAGUUAAGGCUUUAUGUGUUUUCAGUGUUGGUCUUGAGCUUUACAGACCAAGGGUGGUCUACAUGAACGGCAAUAAAACUAUUCUAUUACACAAUGUGUAGAUUACAUAGUAUAGUAUAUUA